Selaginella moellendorffii is the source of this 1044-nucleotide messenger RNA. RefSeq names its product putative ER lumen protein-retaining receptor C28H8.4. Gene Ontology annotation, molecular function: ER lumen protein retrieval receptor activity. The coding region runs from base 85 to 957 and encodes 290 amino acids. The transcript has 6 exons. Gene Ontology annotation, cellular component: membrane. Gene Ontology annotation, biological process: protein retention in ER lumen. Lineage: Eukaryota; Viridiplantae; Streptophyta; Lycopodiopsida; Selaginellales; Selaginellaceae. The record is from RefSeq and is a predicted model, not a curated record.
AAGGUAGGGCAAGCCAUCAUAGAUAAAAGGCCAACUUCAAGCGUGAAUAGCGUGAAAGAGAUUUUAUUUUUUAUUUUAGGGUUGAUGAGAAGGAGCCUUGGGUUGAGGGCUUUGGUAGAAGGCGAAGAUCUGAGAAUGGCGGGGCGAGCUCGCAAUCCCGUGCAGGGCUUUCUUCUCUGGCUCCGCCGCCAGCCGCCCAAGGUGAAGACGGCGCUGGGCUGCGUCGGCGCCAUCGCGAUGCUCGUGCUUCUUAGGUUUCUAGUCGUGGAUCACGACAAUCUCUUUGUUCUCGCGGAGGCGAUCCAUUCCGUCGGCAUCAUCGUGCUCAUCUACAAGCUCCAGAAGGAAAGAACUUGCGCUGGCCUGUCGCUGAAAUCGCAGGAGCUCACAGCCAUUUUUCUCGCUGUGAGGCUCUACUGUAGCGUGGUAAUGGAGUAUGACAUCCACACCCUUCUCGACACGGCAACUUUGGCCACCACGCUGUGGGUGAUUUACAUGCUGCGCUUCAAGCUCAAGUCGACUUACAUGGAAGAUCUCGACAACCUCCCGUCAUACUACGUGAUCAUACCGUGUGCCGCUCUUGCUUUUCUCAUUCAUCCUUCUACAGCGCAUAACGUCGUCAACAGAAUCCUUUGGGCGUUUUGCGUCUACUUGGAGGCUGUCUCGGUGCUGCCUCAGCUGCGAGUUAUGCAAAACACCAAGGUUGUAGAGCCCUUUACCGCGCAUUAUGUGUUUGCACUUGGUGUGGCCAGGUUUUUGAGCUGUGCGCAUUGGGUGCUCCAGAUUAUAGAUGGCCGGAGCUAUUUGAUCAAUGCCUUGGGCUAUGGAUGGUGGCCUUCCAUGGUUCUUCUUUCCGAGAUCGUACAAACGUUCAUCUUGGCUGAUUUUUGCUACUACUACGUCAAAAGCGUUCUUGAGGGACAAUCCAUUGUGCGACUUCCUUCUGGAGUUGUCUGAUCGCGAGUUUAAAUUAACUGUUGUUUCAGAGACUGUAUUUCUAACGCAAAAAAGAGAAACGCAGAGACUUUUUCGUGUAAGAAAAAA